Messenger RNA from Kwoniella botswanensis, 1056 nucleotides. RefSeq lists its product as uncharacterized. The transcript has 7 exons. Gene Ontology annotation, molecular function: oxidoreductase activity, acting on the CH-OH group of donors, NAD or NADP as acceptor. The record is from RefSeq and is a predicted model, not a curated record. The coding region runs from base 1 to 1056 and encodes 351 amino acids. Lineage: Eukaryota; Fungi; Basidiomycota; Tremellomycetes; Tremellales; Cryptococcaceae.
AUGUCAUCUCAAAAAGUCCUUAUCACCGGUCUGAACGGAUUCGUGGCACCUCACAUCGCUGUCGAAUUCCUCAACAACGGGUGGAACGUACGAGGUACGGUCAGAUCCAAUUCAAAGAAAGAUUCCACUCUCAAUCUACCUUAUCUCAAGAAAUGGGCAGAUCAAGGAAAGUUGGAAGCUGUGAUUGUAGAAGAUUUCCUUACUUCCGAUUGGACCGAAGCUCUAAAUGGAGUCGAUGCCGUCGUUCUAGCUGCUUCACCUUUCGACAUGACCUUGACUACUUACGAAGAAUUCGCUCGUCCUGCUGUUCAAGGCACUCAAAGAAUACUGGAGGCUGCUGCGAAGAUAUCCAGCAUCAAGGCAGUCGCGUACGUCUCGUCGACAACCGCACUCAUGGACUACUUUCAGCCUAUGUCACCGUACCAAAGCAAGCUGGUGACCAAAAAAGAUUGGCUACCCUGGACAGAGGAAGAUGCCACCAAAGAAGGUUUCGCUUCCCCUCAAUGGUACUGCAUUUCCAAGAAGUAUGCUGAGCUGAAAGCUAGGGAAACCAAAGAAAAAACCGCAGCGUCAUGGGCAUUGUCUACAUACGUUCCUCCAGGUAUUUAUGGUCCCGUUCAACAAGUCAACGAUGCGAAACAGCUUACGAGCCAAUUUGGCUCUGACCUCUCCACCACUACACUAUACACUGUUCUUUGUGGAGGAGAAAAAGCACCGUUGCCUCCCGAUUACAAUGUUCAAUAUGUCGAUGUCCGAGAUCUAGCAGCAGCGAUCUACGCGGGAAUCACCAAGAAAGCCACUGGGAGAUAUAUCACUGCAGGCGAUGAAAUUGUUUUCCAAAAACUCGUGAAUAUCGCCAGAAAGCUUAGACCUGAUUUGGCCAAGUUCUUCCCCAAAGGAGAUCCUGAGGCUUCGGAACUGGUGGUAGAUGGUGCCUACAAGUAUGAUACUUCUCCCAGUCAAAUUGAACUUGGGAUCAAAUAUCGAACUUUAGAAGAUACUGUUCGAGACACUAUAGCUAGAUUCGAGGAGAUGGGAGCCUACAAGUCAGCAUAG